AGCGGAGGAGUUGGGACCGGCGCAAAAGUUUCCUCCCAACUCCGGCCCCGCGCGCCGCCGCCACCGCCCACUCCAGCCCCCGGCCUGGGGCCGACCCCGCCGCCGCCAGGGCCAGGGCCAGGGCCAGGGCAGGGCCGGGCCGGGCCGGCAGUUUCGCUUUGGCGCGCUCGGAGCAGCCGCCUCAGCCGGGCCCUGGCAGGAGCUGGAGCAGGAGCUGGAGGAGGAGCCCGGACACAUUGCCGCCGCGUCCUGGCCCCCAGCCACCUGGGAGGUAGAUUGGACCUACCCCCUGCCUCCAGCUCCCCGAUUCCCGCCCCCCGAGGCCACCUGCCCGGGGUGAAGGGGCGCUGCUGCGAGCCCCGGGUGCAGAAGGGGUGCCGGGGAGAGGCGCCCCGUGUUUCCGGGCCCGCCUGAGCCGGGAGUCCCCCGAGAGUGGGGGCUGCACCCGCGGGACCAGACACCUGUUCGGCCAGGCCUGGCGUGGUCGCCGGGGGCCAGGAUGAAAGUGACCGUAUGCUUCGGCAGGACCUGCAUCGUGGUGCCUUGCAAGGAGGGCCAGCUGUGCGUCCGGGAGCUCACGCAGCAGGCGUUGCAGCGGUACCUGAAGACCCGAGAGAAGGACCCUGGCUACUGGGUGAAGAUUCAUCACUUAGAAUACACAGAUGGCGGGAUCCUGGAUCCAGAUGACAUCUUGGCAGAUGUUGUUGAAGACAAAGACAAGCUGAUUGCUGUGUUUGAAGAACAAGAACCGCUCCACAAGAUCGAGAGCCCCAGUGGAAACCAUGCAGGAGGGCAAAGCCCAGACACUUUUGAGACAGAAGUGGCUGCCCAGCUGGCUGCAUUUAAACCAAUUGGUGGGGAAAUUGAAGUAACUCCUUCGGCUCUGAAAUUAGGCACUCCACUACUGGUGAGGAGAAGCAGUGACCCAGCGCCAGGCCCACCUGCUGAUGCCCAGCCAAGCGCUUCACACCCCAGUGGGCAGAGCCUGAAACCUGUUAUUCCAGAUUCCACACAGAACUUAGAAGAUGGAGAAGUUAUGAAUGGUGUACAGACGGAAUUAUUGACAUCGCCAAGAACUAAGGAUGCAUUGAGUGAUAUGACAAGAACAGUGGAGAUUUCUGGGGAAGGGGGCCCCUUGGGAAUACAUGUAGUGCCCUUCUUUUCAUCUCUGAGUGGAAGGAUUCUAGGACUCUUCAUCCGUGGCAUUGAAGAAAACAGCAGAUCCAAGCGGGAAGGAUUGUUUCAUGAGAAUGAAUGUAUUGUAAAAAUCAACAGUGUGGACCUUGUAGACAAAACCUUUGCUCAGGCUCAAGAUGUCUUCCGUCAGGCAAUGAAAGCUCCAAGCGUGCUCCUCCAUGUCCUUCCACCUCAAAACCGUGAACAGUAUGAAAAGUCAGUCAUUGGGCCUCUUAACAUUUUUGGUAACAGUGAUGGUGUUGUGAGAACAAAGCCGCCUCCUUCUACCCAUGGAAAAUCGGGGGUAAAGGCAGUAAACCUCACAGGAACAAGCAGCCCUGAAGAAGAUGCUUCAGCUUCCCUUCAACAAAGCAGGAGCCCCCGAGUCCCCAGACUAGGUAGAAAAGCAUCCUCUCCCUCACUCUCCCCUCUCAUGGGGUUUGGCAGCAAGAAAAAUGCAAAGAAAAUUAAGAUUGACCUUAAGAAAGGCCCUGAAGGACUUGGUUUUACUGUGGUUACCAGAGACUCUUCCAUACAUGGUCCUGGUCCCAUUUUUGUAAAAAAUAUUUUACCAAAAGGAGCAGCAAUAAAAGAUGGCCGCCUGCAGUCAGGGGACAGAAUUUUGGAGGUCAAUGGCAGAGAUGUGACUGGACGGACUCAGGAAGAGCUUGUGGCCAUGCUGAGAGGCACCAAGCAGGGAGAGACAGCCUCGCUGGUCAUCGCCCGCCAAGAAGGAGCUUUUCUGCCCCGAGAGCUGAAAGGAGAACCUGACUGCUAUGCGCUCUCCCUGGAAACCAGUGAGCAACUCACCUUCGAAAUCCCCCUGAAUGAUUCUGGUUCUGCUGGUCUUGGGGUGAGCUUGAAGGGGAACAAAUCUCGAGAAACUGGAACAGACUUGGGCAUUUUUAUCAAAUCCAUCAUCCACGGAGGUGCUGCUUUUAAGGAUGGUCGUCUGCGGAUGAAUGACCAGCUGAUUGCAGUUAAUGGGGAAUCUCUUCUGGGGAAGUCCAACCACGAAGCGAUGGAAACACUUAGGCGAUCGAUGUCCAUGGAAGGAAACAUACGAGGGAUGAUCCAGUUGGUGAUUCUGAGGAGGCCAGAGAGACCAGUGGAGGAGCCUGCCGAGUGUGGGGCGUUUUCUAAGCCAUGCUUUGAGAACUGUCAAAACGCUGUAACCACAUCCAGGAGAAAUGAAAAUAGUACAUUGCAUCCGUUUGGCACUUACAGUCCACAAGACAAACAGAGAGAGCCAUUUCCUCCCAGUGACGGAUGGGGCGAGAGCGAAGUCCCGCCUUCACCACCACCGCAUCCCGUUCUGGAAUUGGGCCUUGAAGAUUACAGCCACAGGUAUCGAUAA
Molecule: messenger RNA, 2533 nt
Organism: Hipposideros armiger (great roundleaf bat)
Lineage: Eukaryota; Metazoa; Chordata; Mammalia; Chiroptera; Hipposideridae
Product: partitioning defective 3 homolog B
Exons: 14
Coding region: 500-2533 (677 amino acids)
Biological process (GO): intracellular protein localization; microtubule cytoskeleton organization; establishment of cell polarity
Cellular component (GO): cell cortex; adherens junction; apical junction complex
Molecular function (GO): phosphatidylinositol binding; protein binding
Source: RefSeq, a predicted model, not a curated record